Messenger RNA from Oldenlandia corymbosa var. corymbosa, 564 nucleotides. The record is from the annotation of a GenBank genome assembly. NCBI's taxonomy places the organism in Eukaryota, Viridiplantae, Streptophyta, Magnoliopsida, Gentianales, Rubiaceae.
AUGGGAAAGCCACCACCAUUGAAGAAAGAUUUGGAAAAAGAUGCGAAUUUGAUAACCAAGAAGAAAGGAAUUAAGAUUCAUCUGCCGAAGGUGAGUUUAAAGUCACGGAAAAAAAAAAGUGUGGCACCUGUUGAUAUUUCCUCUGAUGUGGUGACUCAUGCCAUUACUUCAAAUCAUUUUGCGGCUUUGGAAACGAUUGAAGAAGACAAAAACGAAGUUGUGAAUGUUGAGGAGGAAGGAUCUAUCGAAGAAGUGUUUGCCGAAGAACUUGGCGAUCAUAGAAGCGAUGCUAUUCAAAAUGUUUUGCUGCCAUUGGUUAGUGGUGAUUCCUUGGGGCUUGAUAAAUAUUAUGAUGAUGGGAUAAUUGGUAAAAAUUCUGAAAUGGGGGCGGUAGAUGAUAUUGAACGCGAUGUUUGGUCGGAAGGUGAUUUGGACGAUGCUAAAACUCAUGACUCUGCACAAGGGGAGAGUUAUGUUCCGAAAAAGUGUGGUCGAAAAUCAAAGGAAGAAAGAGCUAGAGCGCAAGCUGGGCUAGUUCCCAGGCAUUCUCCGCGUUUGCAAUAA